Messenger RNA from Lachancea nothofagi CBS 11611, 2106 nucleotides. NCBI's taxonomy places the organism in Eukaryota, Fungi, Ascomycota, Saccharomycetes, Saccharomycetales, Saccharomycetaceae. The record is from the annotation of a GenBank genome assembly.
AUGGAAAACAGUUUGCUGGCGAAGGAGCAGAACUUCAAUGACAGCACAGCAUCAAACGACGUAGAAGACAGUGCUUAUGAAGAACCCCCUACGCACCGUAAGGUUGUUUACGACCUUUUCCUGUGGCUCUUGAGCAACAUCUUUGACUGUUUCUUCCGCGAAAUUCGGAGUAGAGGCCGCUACAAGAUUCCCACUCAAGGCCCUGUUAUUUUUGUUGCUGCUCCUCAUGCGAACCAGUUUAUUGAUCCCGUCAUUCUGAUGGGCCAAGUGAAAAAAGCUGUCAACAAGAGGGUCUCGUUUUUGGUAGCCGAGAAAUCACUUUCAAGAAAAGCCAUUGGGACUCUUGCCCGUUGCGCCAUGUCCAUUGGUGUCGGAAGAGCACAGGACAACUUAAAAAUUGCCGCUGGUAAAAUUAUGGUAAGUGACGAUAACUCUCGCAAAAUCAUUGGCCGAGGAACAAAAUUCGCACAAGAAUUCGAAGCACAGGGUUUGAUAGGACUUCCCAAAUCUCUUGGAAAUGCAGUUAUUGAAUCCAUUGAAAGUGAUACCGUCUUGUAUAUUCGGAAGGAAUUCAGGCAAACCAAACCUGAGGUAAAACUUUUGUUGACCAAGGGAACAUCAUACAAGUAUGCUCCAAAAGUCGACCAAAAGAAGGUGUAUCACCGUGUAUUUGAACAUCUGGCUCACGAUCAGUGUGUAGGUAUCUUUCCUGAAGGUGGCUCGCACGACCGCACCGACUUACUUCCAUUAAAGGCUGGUGUAGCCAUAAUGGCCUUGGGUUGUAUGAGCAAACAUCCUGAAGUAAAUGUCCAAAUUGUUCCCUGUGGUAUGAACUACUUUCAUCCCCACAAAUUUAGAUCUAGGGCAGUUGUUGAAUUUGGUAACCCAAUAGAAAUAACACCCGAGUUGUUGCAGAAAUACCGAGAAUCAGAAACCAAUAAAGACGCUGUAAAGGAGUUGUUGGAUAAAAUCUCUGGUGGUCUUAAGGCAGUGACAGUGACUUGUCCUGAUUACGAGACCUUGAUGGUUGUCCAGGCCGCCAGAAGGUUAUAUGCAGGUCAUUUGUCCGCCAAGCUGCCACUUUCGUUGGUCAUUGAAAUGAACAGACGUUUAGUUAAAGGUUAUCAAACCUACAGAGAAGACCCAAGAAUAAAACAACUCAAAGAAGAUGUCUUAAGGUACAAUGCUAAUCUUCGUCACUUCAAUAUUCCUGACCAUCAAGUUGAGUCUGCGAAGAUCAACUUCGCAAAGAACCUUGGCCUCCUUGUAAUAAGAUCCCUGCGGCUAUCUAUUUCUUUGAUUUUGGCUUUGCCUGGUAUCAUCAUGUUCUCUCCCGUUUUCAUAGUGGCCAAGGUUAUUUCAAAGAAGAAAGCUACCCAGGCGUUGGCUGCCUCUACGGUUAAGAUCAAGGCCAAUGAUGUCAUUGCAACCUGGAAGAUUUUGAUUGGCAUGGGAUUUGCACCGCUGCUUUACACCGUAUGGUCUGUUUUGUUGACAUACUACUUCAGAAACUCAAUUACCAGAAAUAAGUUUGCCAGUUUCAUUGGAAUUUACAUUUUAUGCACCGUUGUGACUUAUUCUGCAUUGAUUAUUGGUGACAAUGGAAUGGAUGUUUUCAAGUCCUUAAGGCCCUUGUAUCUUUCAAUAACCACUCCGGGAAUUUUCAAAGACUUGCAAAAUGAGAGACGAGUGCUGGAGGAAAAGAUCACCGAAAUGGUCAACACGCUGGGUCCAGAACUUUACCCCGGUUUCGACGGUGUAAGCUUAUCUGAUAAAUACAGGAAUGGAAUGAUUUCCUCUGAUGAAGAUGAGGAAAAGAAGACGAACGAAUUGAAAAGAAGAAGACAGUUAAGAAAGCGGAAAGAAAGCGGCAAGCAGAUUUCUAGAAAAGGUGUUGAGACAGAUGGUGAGAGCGAUGCUUUGUCAAUGAUCAACAGUGACAACUCUUUGUCAAAUAUUCCACUAUUUUCAAACAUGGGUGAUAGGUCCGGGUCUGUAUCUUCGUUGACGUCAUUCAGUUCCGGAUUCGAGGUUAUUGAGGAUAUGACCAAAACAGAUGAGCUCAGCGGUAAGAUAGCUCAUGCAGUUCGUGAAAAAAGAGACUAA